GAACAAAGCCAACUCCAUUUUGCUCUUCCAAGUAGGAAACUGAGUCACUACUGAGUAGAAAAAAAGCAGACUGAACAACAACAAAGCUUCAUGUAGAUUCCACUUCCGCGUCGCCAACUCGUUUUCCCCCAACUCACCCGAGUCCACUCUCAUGGCCAACAACCCUUCGGACGCUCCCGCCGCCGACGACUUCCUCGAGCAAAUCCUCGGCCUCCCGCCCUUCGGCUCCGGCGACUCUGGCUUAGUCGGACCCGACAUCGGACUUGCCGGUACGGCUCCGAUGAUGCUUCAGCUCAACUCCGCCGAUCAUGGCAACCAUCAUCACCUCGCCGCCGGUGGUCCCUUUCAUGCACCUGUGUACCAGUUAGGGUUGAGCUUGGACCAAGGGAAAGUAGUAGGAGGAGGAGGGUUCUUGAAGCCCGAGGACGCUUCUGGUAGUGGAAAGCGUUUCCGUGACGACGUCGUUGAUGGUAGACCUAAGAAUGUUUAUCAUGGGCAGCCCAUGUCUACUACGAUGCCUGCUGCUCCCCAUCCUCCAGCCAUGCGUCCUAGGGUGCGGGCUAGAAGAGGACAGGCUACAGAUCCACACAGCAUAGCUGAAAGGUUGCGCAGAGAAAGAAUAGCAGAAAGAAUUAGGGCAUUGCAAGAGCUGGUUCCAAGUGUCAACAAGACUGAUAGAGCCGCCAUGUUAGAUGAAAUAGUGGAUUAUGUGAAGUUCUUAAGGCUUCAAGUGAAGGUUUUGAGCAUGAGUAGAUUGGGCGGAGCAGGUGCAGUGGCACCACUGGUAACUGAUAUCCCAUUAUCGUCAGUGGAGGAAGAAGGCGGUGAAGGUGCGAGAAACCGACCAGCUUGGGACAAGUGGUCAAAUGAUGGUACAGAAAAACAGGUAGCUAAGCUUAUGGAAGAAAAUGUUGGGGCUGCCAUGCAAUUUCUUCAAUCAAAGGCACUCUGCAUCAUGCCCAUCUCACUGGCAUCAGCAAUAUACCAGUCACAACCACCGGAUAGCUCUAGUAUGGUCAAGCCGGAAACUAAUCCUCCUUCAUAAAUCUUAGGCACACAUGUUGCACAAUCUAUUGGUCCCAGAAAGGGUUCACCUAAUACUACUGGGACCUAGGAGCUAUUUGUCUGUUCCAAACCCCAUUAAUUAAGUCAUUGGCAAGCAUCAAGUUGCAAUCAAAGUCAGAUGCCAUAAUUAUUUCUUUUUUGCCUUUCUUUCAGCUUUUGUCCAUACAGGGUUCAAUGUCAAUGCCUUAGAAAAUACAAGCAGACCCCUUUGUUGUCUUGCCAAGUAUCAAGUAAAGAGGAAGAAAUUGUCAAAAGUUCACUUGAUGCACUGUUCUCUUUUGUGUUAAUGGGUGGGAGGUAGUGGAAUGUGAUCAAUGCGCUUUGACAGUGGGGCUUAGUUUUUUUUGUAGUGGGCUGUGGGACCUUCUAAAGGGUUAGAGUGGUGUGUAUAUUUUUAAUAGUGAUGUAGCACUAGAGGAUUUGAAUUUUAGAGGUGAAAUGGAUAAUAGUUGCUUUAUUGCCAAGUCUAGCAGAAAAUAAUGAUGCAUUUUGUGUGUUAUUCAAAAAGUAAUUAGACGACUUUUCCAUUCUCCUUAGUCA
Lotus japonicus is the source of this 1605-nucleotide messenger RNA. Its product is annotated as transcription factor UNE12. Gene Ontology annotation, molecular function: protein dimerization activity; DNA-binding transcription factor activity, RNA polymerase II-specific; RNA polymerase II cis-regulatory region sequence-specific DNA binding. Lineage: Eukaryota; Viridiplantae; Streptophyta; Magnoliopsida; Fabales; Fabaceae. The transcript is spliced from 6 exons. Bases 152 to 1045 code for a protein of 297 amino acids. Gene Ontology annotation, cellular component: nucleus. Gene Ontology annotation, biological process: regulation of transcription by RNA polymerase II. The record is from RefSeq and is a predicted model, not a curated record.